AUGGGCACGAGUGAGAUUGGAGGUGGAUUAAAUGUCACUAUCACCAUCCAGCUACUUAUAAAUGGAAAAGAAGUUGGCAGUAUCAUCGGAAAGAAAGGAGAAUCAGUUAAGAUGCGCGAGGAGAGUGGUGCAUGUAUCAACAUCUCAGAAGAGAAUUGUCCUGAGAGAAUUAUCACUUUGGCUGGACCCACUAAUGCUAUCUUCAAAGGCUUUGCUGUGAUUACUGACACAUUGGAAGAGGACAUCAGCAGCUCUAUGACCAACAGAACAGCUGCCAGCAGACCCCCAGUCGCCCUGAGACUGGUGGUCCCUGCUAGUGAGUGUGGCUCUCUCAUUGGAAAAGGUGGUUGCAAGAUCAAAGAGAUUCAAGAGAGUACAGGGGCUCAGGUCCAGGUGGCAGGGGGCAUGCUUCCCAUCUCCACUGAGCAGGCCAUCACUAUUGCUGGCAUCCCGCAAUCCAUCAUUGAGUGUGUGAAACAGAUGUGCGUGAUCAUGUUGUAUUCUCCGAUCAUCUUUGCAGGUGGUCAGGCCUAUACCAUUCAAGGACAGUAUGCCAUUCCACAGCCAGAUUUGACCAAGCUGCACCAGUUGGCAGUGCAACAGUCUCAUUUUCCCAUGAUGCAUGACAACACCGGAUUCAGUGGUUUGGAUGCAUCUGCUCAGACUACUUUUCAAGAACUCACCAUUCCAAACGAUUUGAUUGGCUGCGUAAUCGAACAUCAAGGCGCCAAAAUCAAUGAUAUCCGUCACAUGUCUGGGGCGCAGAUCAAAACUGCAAACCCAGUGGAAGGAUCUACUGUCACUCCAUCCGUAGGAUUAUCUUUUAUUCCCAUCCGAUAUUAUUUUAGGAUUUUGACACAUAAAGAUGAUUUUUUUUAA
Molecule: messenger RNA, 879 nt
Organism: Phacochoerus africanus (Common warthog)
Lineage: Eukaryota; Metazoa; Chordata; Mammalia; Artiodactyla; Suidae
Product: poly(rC)-binding protein 2-like
Exons: 2
Coding region: 1-879 (292 amino acids)
Biological process (GO): regulation of RNA metabolic process; regulation of gene expression
Cellular component (GO): nucleoplasm; cytoplasm; nucleus
Molecular function (GO): single-stranded DNA binding; mRNA binding
Source: RefSeq, a predicted model, not a curated record